AGGCCCCCCAACGAAACACUUUCUCCCCCAGCCCGAAGAUAGAACGAUCAUCUCCUGUAGUCAAUUGUUAUUCAAGCUUUCUCUGCCUGAUUGAGAAUUAUUGUUAAAAAUAGACCCUGCAAAGGCCCCAUAAAUUGGCGAUGUGACGUACCUAAUAAAACGUUUGGAAUGAAGAACAGAAAGCAUGUGGACUUCACUCACAAGAACAUCACAUACAAAAUUGGGGACUGCAUUUUGGUGCGCGGCGCGGGAGCGAAGCUCCCCUUUGUGGGACAAAUAAGGGAUGUUAAAAUUCAAGGGAAGAGCAAUCAGAUCAGACUGCAGGUGGCCUGGUUCUACAGACCCGAGGAUGCCGCUGGGGGCCGAAAGCUGUUCCACGGAGAGAAGGAACUCUUGAAGUCAGAGCACUUGGACUGGUGCUCCGCCAGUACAAUAGAGGGAAAAUGCAGGGUCCACUCUUUGCAGAGCUACCAGGCGCUGCCCCGGGUGACAGAAGCUGAUUUCUAUGCAAGAUUCACGUACAAGCCUGAAUCUGAGGAGUUCAGCCCAGACCGUGUGCCUGUGUACUGUCUCUGUGAAAUGCCUUACAAUCCUGACAGCUUCAUGAUUCUUUGCAGCAAAUGCGAAGAUUGGUAUCAUCCCAAAUGUGUCAACCUCACAAAGACUCAGUGCAAGAAGAUGGUGUCUUUUGAAUGCCCAGUGUGCAAGCAGGGCAGAGAGAGUGUGGAGGGCCGAGAGGGUGUGCAGGGCAGAGAGACGAAGCGCCGGAAGGCAGGCUUAUCAGCGAAUGGCAGCCACACUGGAGCCUAAUGCACGUUCCAAAGAGUGUGAAGUAUAAGUGCAGAUGUGCACCGAUGAUGUGCAUUGUGCUGGGUUGACUACUCAACAGCUGCAGAUGUUCAACGAUCGGAGACGCCUGCAAAGGUCAACAGCUGGCCACUGUCACACAGAGUCUUUUCUAACAUGGCAGUUGAUUAUGAAAGCACAGCAUCGGCAGCCUCACAAGCCAGCAGUGAUCCGUGAGGGCUCUUAUUCUGCUCUCCAUUGUAUCGAUCCUCGGCUGGCAGGAGCCGGUAGAAGCACCGAGCACUGUGCUUGCAGAUGACUGGAUGUAGCUUGGAUCUAGCAAGUCUAUCAGUACGAAGGAUUUUCAGCCUAAUAUUGCGAUCUGUCUGCGCAUACAGCUUGCAGAAACCAAGAACAGCGUGUGUUAAGUACAGGUAUUGCCUGAGGGAUUGCCAUAUGGCGGUUAAAGUGCUAGCAAAAGUGCGCACAUAAGAAUAUUCCAAGUGUACUGGCCAUGGCUCCUGCCCCACAGGCUUUGGUUUGAGGGCAUGCCCACUAUGGUCGAUCUCAUGCUACUAUCAAUUAGUGCUUUUUGGCUCUGAGCAAUGCCAACAAGAGAUGCCCUGAACGCUCAGAAGCUACAGGGGCUUACAGCAUGCUUGUUGAUUUCCAUGUUAUAUAUCUGCUGGAGGUUUGAUGAAUAUCCUCAUCUUUCACAUACCUCGCUUGGACAAGACUGCAGCGCUGCGGAGUGUGGCAGCUCGGUGUCAACAUUUCAUACUUGUAGGAAAUCAACAUCAC
This is a messenger RNA of Coccomyxa subellipsoidea C-169, 1587 nucleotides long. Its product is annotated as BAH-domain-containing protein. NCBI's taxonomy places the organism in Eukaryota, Viridiplantae, Chlorophyta, Trebouxiophyceae, Coccomyxaceae. Bases 169 to 810 code for a protein of 213 amino acids. The transcript is spliced from 10 exons. Gene Ontology annotation, molecular function: chromatin binding. The record is from RefSeq and is a predicted model, not a curated record.